AACAAAAAAUUUCUCAUCAAUCAUAUCAAUUUUUUUUUCUUUGCUCUGAUUUUGUAUUGUGUGUGUUUUUUAUAUCGACAUUCCAAAUCCAAUUUAGUGGAUCAAUAGAAAUUUCAUGAACAAAAAAAAACAAAGAUGAUGAAUAUUGAUUUUCCUGAAUUAAAAAAUGAUACAAUAAUUCGUGCUGCAUUUGGUGAGAAAACUUCAUAUGUACCAGUAUGGGUUAUGCGACAAGCUGGUAGAUAUUUACCAGAAUUUCGUGAAUUUCGUCAACAUCAUAGUUUCUUUGAUAUUUGUGAAACACCGGAAUUAGCAUGUGAAGCUACAAUGUUACCGAUUCGUCGUUAUCCAUCACUUGAUGCUUCAAUCAUAUUUUCCGAUAUAUUAGUCAUUCCAAAAGCAUUGGGUAUGGAUGUUCAAAUGGUUGAAGGUGUUGGUCCGGUUGUUGAAGCAUUGGAAACACCAUCACAAAUUAAAACCAAAGUUCAUAUCGAUAAUAAUAUUGAUACAGAAUUGGAUUAUGUUUAUAAAGCCAUCACAUUGACAAGACAUACAUUGGAAGGAAAAGUUCCAUUGAUUGGAUUUGCAGGUGGUCCAUUCACUUUGAUGUCAUACAUGAUCGAAGGACAAGGUUCAAAGACAAUGUCAAAAGUGAAACGUUGGUUUUAUCAGAAUCCAAUUGAAAGUCAUCAAUUAUUAGAAAUAUUGACACAAUCGAUAAUUACAUUUCUUGUUGGUCAAGUAAAAGCCGGUGCACAAAUGUUGCAGGUUUUCGAAUCACAUGCUGGUUAUCUUGGAUCCAAACAAUUCGAUGAAUUCUGUUUACCAUAUUUGAAUCGAAUUAGCUGUGCAGUACGAGAUAAAUUACGUGAACAAAAUCUUAACGAUGUACCAAUGGUAUUGUUUGCAAAAGGUGCACAUUAUGCAUUGGAUAAAAUGUGCGACACUACAAGCCAUCAAUACAAUGUCAUUGGUCUUGAUUGGACCAUAGAUGCUGAUCGUGCAAAAACAGCAUCUAAAGGUCGUAUAACAUUACAAGGUAAUCUUGAUCCAUGUGCCUUGUAUGCCGAUCAAGAUGAUCUUGAUUAUUUAGUCGAACAAAUGAUUCAAGAAUUCGGUACUGAACGUUAUAUUGCCAAUCUUGGACAUGGAAUUUAUCCAGAUGUCAAAUGGGAAAAUGUAUCAACAUUUGUCAAUGCCGUACAUAAAUAUUCGAAAAAAUUAAUCAACAAAUAACUUUGAAAACACAAUAAUCAAUCAUAUUUUUAUUCAAAAUAAAGC
Messenger RNA from Dermatophagoides farinae (American house dust mite), 1281 nucleotides. It is a transcript of the gene Urod, whose product is annotated as uroporphyrinogen decarboxylase. Lineage: Eukaryota; Metazoa; Arthropoda; Arachnida; Sarcoptiformes; Pyroglyphidae. The record is from RefSeq and is a predicted model, not a curated record. Gene Ontology annotation, biological process: heme biosynthetic process. Gene Ontology annotation, molecular function: uroporphyrinogen decarboxylase activity. Gene Ontology annotation, cellular component: cytosol.